UAUGAGCAGUACGCGCCGAGGAUGUCAAGAUGGUUGCCACGUACAUACAUCUGAUCGGAGGUGUGUGCGCUCGCGAAAUUUGACGCCGAACUGUGAUAAAAGGGGCUGUCUUUUUCGACUCCCUGACAUGGUGACAGUGCAGAGUUAGUCGGCCUGUAUCCAUGAGCACCACUUUAUACACCAUCGAUGAUAGUUCUUGUCGUCGCGGCCGCCGGCGGCUCGCAUUGAAUCAUGUUCAGUAAAAAACUUCAUGUAGACGUCAAAAAGUCAACACUGAAGAUUCAGGAUGUUAAAAAGGAUAGCGCAACUCGAUUUAAGCAUCUUAAGAUCGUACUAGAAAAUGUGGAUACUGAUGAAGCAAAGGGGUUUUUUGAAGGCAACUUCAGCCAUGUGUAUUUUAUUCUAUAUGAUUGUUUUGUGUCGGCUGAAGCAAACCUAAGACAAAGAGAACUUUCCUUCCACAUUGUGCAUAAAGCACACAGAGAGGAAUUGGAACAGGUAUUGCAGCUCUUGGAAAAAGUUUUAACUCUUCUCCCUGAGCUUCUUAACAGAAGAUGGCAAUGUCAUAGUCUGGCAAGGAUUUUGCAGAAACUUUUACAUCCUGGUAAUAGUUGGAAACUUAGAAGAGAAGCUAUAAGGUAUUUUAUUUUGUGGUAUCAAGCACUUGGUGAAAAUGCACCUGAACACAUUCAUCAGAUGUUUGCAAGCUUGGUACCAGGCUUUCCACCUCGGCAACCAUCUCCUUACAAGUCUGAACGUAAGAUAGAUGGGAAGAAGGAUAAAUUUGCUAAAGUAAUUGGUUGUGAUGAUAAAGAUAAGAGAGAAUUUUAUGAUACACAAUUGUCACAAAGUACUUUUCACGAUAAUGGGUCCAGUCAGUGUCCUGUCACUCCUGUGGACAAUGGGCCCAUUUUACCUCCGCAAAGUGGGGAAAAGCCUCUUGACAAUGAAACUGUUCGAUUUUUAGAAGCACUACUUGAAUUUAUGGUUACUCAGGUUGUAAAAAUAGAAUGGCGAGAUAAAUCUUCGCGACAGCACAAGACUUUUCAGUUUUUAUUAGAACGUUUUAAAGCUACGUAUCUUCGUUAUAUUUGCCCUGAGUUCGAUGAUAAUUUCUCAUUGUACAAACCGAAUUUAGAAUUGCCUACGAUGCGUAAACCAACGAAUCAGAGUCAAGAUAAUUAUGUAUUAUGUAAAGUUGCUUUAAUUAAAUGGAUCGCUAGCUUCACCCAUGUCGCUAGAAAGGAUGCUCGUGUCGCGCAUCUUUCACAUAGCACAACUCCGAACGAAGAAAAUACAGAAUCAGAACUUCGUCGUGUUUCAGUUACUCAAAAUGCAGUUGAUUCUACUUCGCUGUCUCCUGAAUCAACUGUAUCUCAACAAGAGAAUCAAAAUCAGGAAGAUAGUACCGUUUCAGCAGUUACUCUUGUUAGAGAAGUUUUAUACGGUAACAGAGAUAAUGUAAAUUUUGUUCACGAAUUGUACAGACAAGCGUUUUUGCUGGACUUUAAUCAUGCUGGUGCUAUAAGAAAGGCUAUAGCCGUUUAUAAGGACUGGAUCCAAAUGAAUGAACUCCCACCAUUCAUGUUAGAACCAUUGGAGAGUCACAAAGAAAGAGAUUUAGAAGAUAAUACCAAAAAAGAUGCAAACGAUAUCGAUAAAAGUCCGUCUGAAAGUUAUCGGCAGACGAGAUUAAGGAACGACUCUUAUCUUGGUGCUAUACACAGAGAAAAUUUAUUUAUAAGAGCAGGAUUACAGAAUGUUUUACAAGUAUUCAUCACCCAGGCUUCUAAUGUAUUUUUCUUAGAAAAUUCCGGACCCAACGCGUCCUUAACAUUACUCGAAGAACAGACGGAUAGUUGCAAAAGAGUUUUGAAUGUUUACCGAUACGUCGUAAUGAAUUCUAGAUUAGAACCUGCUACUUGGGAACAGUUGCUUAGGGUAUUGUUGCAAAUAACAUCGCUUGUUUUAAACGAGAAAUCUUCUCGACGCAAAGUUCAAGAGAGCAUCGGUGGCAAACUUGCACCUGCUAUAUUUCAGACCUUAAUCGUUACGUGGAUUAAAGCUAAUUUAAACGUUGUUAUUUCUACUCAGUUAUGGGAUCAGUUUCUGGAAGUUUUGACGUCGUUAACACAAUGGGAGGAAUUAAUUCGAGAAUGGGCGAAAACAUUGGAUACUUUAACAAGGGUACUUGCCAGACACGUGUACAAUUUAGAUCUAAACGAUCUGCCAUUAGAUAGAUUGAGCGAACAAAAAACUAAAAAGCGUCGAGGUGUUGGAAGCCGCGCUGCAUCCACAGGAAGCGUUCAACCCCCACGCAAAGGAAGCGUUGACCAAGAUAACAAUGCUGUUUCUAAAGAAAAUGUUACCGACCACCCUAUGCGAGAUUUAAGGAAAGUACGACCUCUUCCACGCAGUGCAAGUGAUAAUAAUAUAUACAAUGGAAAAGCACGCGUAAAGGUUCAUAGACAUCGUACACAUACAGUGCAUAGCGGUAUCCCUGUACUCCCCCUAUCAAUAGAGCAAGAUAUGGCGCGACUACUAUCAAGUGGUUCAACAUCAUCGUCAGGAGUUGGUCGGAAAAUGUUACCCAACAGACGCGCUAAAUCUUUGGACAGCGUUGUUAUAGUCGAUAGCGAACCACCAUCGCCACGUUGCCCUUCUCCGACGCCUAGCAGCGGCGUUGACAGCAACAAAGACAGUCCCAUACAGAUAGAAAACAUUGAUGGCAGUAGUAUUGACACUAAUGAUGCAUCAGAAAGAAGAUCUGUUAUGGCAGGUGGGGGUGUCCGAGGAUGGUUACCUGAUGUAGCGGUUGUAUUGUGGAGACGUAUGUUAUCGGCAUUAGGAGACGUAAAUAAUAUUCAGGAUCCGACUCUUCAUGGUCAAGUUAUGGAUUACCUUGUCCAAUUGACACAAACCCUUAUAAAAAUUCGUUUAAAUCAAGGUGUAUCUGGGGACAAUCAAGUAACCCCGCCAGCUCCAGAACUUAUACCGCCGUUAACAGUAAUUGCUCCAUGGUGUUUCAAGGCGAUACAACUUCCUAGUCAGUACGAAGUUGGUAAAUUGGCAGCAUACCGUUUGAUCUGCCUUUUAACAAUACAGCCACAAGAUAUCAAUUUACCAAAACAACACUUGACACUUUUUUAUCGUGCGGUACAUAACGGUAUCGUUAGUAACGACAGUAAAGUAUUACAUGUACUGGUCAAGUAUACCGGUCCUAGAUUGUUCAGUUUAAAUCUUCCUGGGUCUAGUCUUUUAAUCUUGGAUUAUAUUCACGCUGCUAAUGUAAUAUUGAGCAGUCAGGAUAUCGGGGCACCACGGACGGAGGCUGUUUCAAUAAUUGGAUCAUUACUGUCAUUACCUGCCACAACAAUUAAAUUACCUGUGUUGCAACCUACUUCAACAGAUAUUGUAACCAUGACAUGCCCAGAUGCAAAGGAACAUAUAAUCACGAUUCUUUUAAGAAGUUGUAGGCGAGAACCAACCGGUAUUGCAAGAUGCGUGGCACUUUCAAGUAUUGCUAUGUUUGUGUACAGAGAACUGUGCUACAAAAAUCAACACCCGCGGAUACCAGAAUCUGUCACGGUUCUUCUUUUAGCGCUUAAAGCCAAUCAUGCCAUUGUCGCUCAAGUGGCAUGUGAUUCCCUGUUGUUGUUAUGUGAUAAAGCAGAUACUCUCUUAGAAUUGUACCCAAAUGUGCCAUGUAAAAUAAUUCAAAUUUUGUCAGAAACACUUGGAUAUAUGAAUACACGAGAAAAACGUGGUCCUUUGAUAAUAUCAAUGUUGUUUUGUUUGGGAGAGUGGGCUAUGCACCUUGGCCCAUAUGUUUUGUUACGAGUAUUUCAAGGGAAACCAUUAUUAAUGAGUUUAUUCUCGGUGUUGGAUAAUAUAGUGAAAGAUAAAAUCAAUAAUGAUGCAUCACAAUCGAACAAAAGUCACGAAGAUGAAGAUGAUGAUUUCGAUCCUGAUAUAACUUUGGAUAACUUGGCUGAUGAAACUUCCAUGAAAUCGCCUCGACGCGGAAAUAUUCAGUCUGUUCAAUUAGCAGCAAAAAUGGUAAUGAUGCAUUUGAUCAAUCAUUUGGGACACUUUCCAAUGGGUAUCGGAGCUGCACGCUUAUCUUCGCUAGUCGUCGAAUUAGAUGAUGUACCCGGCAUCGACGGGGACGAACUUUCCUCUGCCAUUUUUCAUGCACCAAAUAUACAAUUACUAAUGUUAUCGAAUUCCGUAAUAAUGUCACUCGUUGAACUGGCGGCAUUAGAUGCACCUGGAGGAGGUGUUACUGCUGGAUUAACAACAGCUCCAUCGUUGGUUAGGGUUUUGUUAAGGGAUUUAGCAGGGAAAGCAUCUUGGGAUAGUUCUAUUUUAUACAGUCAACCGUUUGUCGAAGACGAUAUUCCAAUAGCAUUUACAAAACACGUCGAGUGGAAAUCAAAAGUACAAAUAGAAGAUCUGAACAGUGUCACAACAUCUCAGACUUGUACACCUCGGCAUACAAUAAGACACCGCGAACCUCAUAUACUACCUACGUUUGCAAAUGCUGCAAGUGAUAUGGAUAAUUUGGAUGAUCUUUUACAAUAUAUAGGACACACAAGUCCAGAAGUACUAACUAAUCCAGAAGUAGCCCUUAAUGCGCCUGCUAAUCCACCACAGGGUCAUUAUCUUGAAAGUGAAACCAUCGCAACUAUUCUGAAUCAGAGAAAUGCGGAACAAGAGCAUAUCAAUAAUUGGAAUCAACAUAUUAGCAUGUGCGCGUCGCCGAUAAGUCCGCCAUCGUGUCGACCACCUCCAGCGCCCUUUCAUCACUGCCGUCUUUUAUUUUCGCACUUAGGUUUGUCGGGUUGGGAACAACGUACAAAAUUGCAUUUGUUGUCAAAGAAUGAAAAGCUUCUACGAGAACUAAGGAAUCUCGACAGUCAACGAUCCAGAGAAACGCAUAAAAUAGCGGUGAUUUACGUUAGCCAGGGUCAAGAGGAUAAGAAUUCUAUAUUAAGUAAUGUCACUGCUAGUAAAGAAUACGAAAGCUUUGUCGCGAGAUUGGCGUGGGAAGUGGAACUCGAAUCGCAUACAGGUUUUCUUGGAGGUCUUAUACCUGGUAAAGCAUCCGGAGUAACAGCACCCUAUUUCGCUACAUCCUUCACGGAGAUACUUUUUCAUGUAGCGACGAGAAUGCCUUCCGAUAGUCCUGAAAGUUUGUUACAGAAAACACGGCACUUAGGUAACGAUGAAAUUCACAUAGUUUGGUCCGAGCAUUGGAGAGACUAUCGUCGAGACAUUAUACCAACUGAAUUUUGCGAUGUUUUAAUAGUAAUUUAUCCGUUGCAUAAUAAAUUGUACAGAAUUCAAAUUUCUCGAAAGCCAGAGAUUCCAUUCUUUGGACCCUUAUUCGAUGAGUGCAUCGUGGAAGAUAAAGUUUUGCCCGGGUUAGUCAGAACAACAGCAUUGGCAGCAAGUAGAGCAAAACGAUCUACCCUUAUGUUGUACCAGCAUUAUUAUGAGGAGAGAGCAAGAUCUAUCGAUACUGUCAUGAGAAACCAUAAAGAAGCUACUACAUUUGAAGAGUUUACAGCUAAUGUAUAUUCCCCGGUACAACCACCAAGCCCAUUCAGUGGUACUUCUUCUGUAUCUGCAUCGUCAAACCUCGCAGCAGCCCUUAUAGAUUCCCAUCAAGGUCGAUCGGGUCUGCGAAGUUCUUCAGCAGCGAGCAGUGAUAAUCGCGCGAAUAGAGUUUCUGAUGGGAGUAGAGUGUGGUUUAGUAACGACACACCGGAGAGUACAGCACUCCAUGGAAUUUCUCCUAGACCUGUGAAAAAGAUGUCAUUUAAAACUGGACCGAAACAGCGGACGAGCACUCAAUCCACACCACCUGACAGUCCAAGAUAUAAAUAAGGAAUUUUCUAUGAGAGUACCAUAAAGAAAAUGAACACUUUUGCACAAGAGGUUGUUUGGUCAUAUCCUAAAAAGUUGUAAUUUAAGAGAAUUCUUUAAACAAUGCAUCGCAGUAGCAACAUGGUUCACUGCUCUAUGCGCCAACAGAUAGUAGACACGUUAAGGAUUAAAAUGAUAGAUUCAGAAUACCUGCUACUUUUGCAGUGGGUAUGAGAUAUCUGAAGUUAGUCUUAGCGUUUUCUGUUUUCCGUCCUUAGGUUUAAUUUUUAUAUUAAAUGUACAGAUCGUUGUUUAUUUGUUGCAACGUGAAUAUUAAUUUAUUGGAACGUAAAUAUACGAGAAGAUUUAACUGAUCAUAGAUUAUACAAUAGUACUAGAUUUGAUAUACACUGAUCAGCGUCACAUGACAGCUAUUUUGAUUGUACAGUACUUUAUUAAGAUCAGUUUACCCUUGUACUUGAAUAGGUAAGCUUAAACGAUUGUAUCAAUUAAAGCUUCUAUCUUAAUUUAUAUUAAAAAUAAUGAGAUCCUCGAUGUUACAUGCCUUCGUAAGAAAAAGAAAGAUAACUCAAUUUCUUGUAAUGUAGUUGGAUGAUAAGAAAAUGAAACAUGAUUACCAUAUACGAGCGCUGAAUGCGAGUCUAUGAGAGUUGAUAAGAAUCAAAUGUUAUUUUUUAACGUCAAAGUUUUACGAAUCAAUAUCGUGUCUCUUAAUAAUGUAAUAACUUGUACUUUACCUCUCAUAUCGGUUUAAUUUCGAUGAAAUAUUUCUGGUAAAUGUGGUACAAUCACGGUCUUUUAAAUAUGUUUAUACAUUACAUUCCAUACAACAAUCUUUUCUAUAUCUUACUCAUUAUCAAUUAUUUCAGUACUUUAGAUAUAUUUUCAAAAAAAAGAUGAAAGCAUUCCACUUGUCUUUUGUAUUUAAAUUCGACAAUCUCCUAUCGAAAUUUACAACUUAAGUGUAUAAAUGAUUGUUUGGUUCCUGUACAUUGUUGCAGAACAGGAAAUCAAUUAGGGAACACUUUUGUUAUCAUACCAAAAUUAUAAGCAUUUGGUGCUUUACGAUACGUAAAAUAGAAAUAUUUUAAAUACUGUGUCAAAAGUGAAUAACACUGAUGAGGAUGAAAAAA
Osmia lignaria (orchard mason bee) is the source of this 7025-nucleotide messenger RNA. Lineage: Eukaryota; Metazoa; Arthropoda; Insecta; Hymenoptera; Megachilidae. The record is from RefSeq and is a predicted model, not a curated record.